AUGUUACACAGCCACAAAUGUGAAGCCUCGCAGAUGCCCCCAGUGCCUCGAGCUCCACGUCAGCUGCUGUGGCUGCUCCUAGUUCUUGUGUUGACAGUGAAGGCGCCAUGCGUUUGCAGCUUCACGUUGCAGAGAGGUCUCCAAGUUUCCGUUCACCCAUGGGGAUGUAGGAAGAAGGUCCCAGUCCCUCGGGUGGGCAGGGCCUUGCACAGACCCAUCACGACUUUGAAGGCCACGGAGGAAUACGAAGACUACAAAUACUUCACGGAUGAUGAGUACAUCCCGCCGCUGCCGCCCGUGGAGACGUGGGAGGAGCUCCUGAUGAAGGAAGAAAUUAGGAACAAGACGGAGGACGAGCAUCGGAGUGAGGACGACUACACGCUCACCCAUGAAAGCAGGCAGAAGGUGCUGGACAUCAUGCGGCAGACGCGGCUAAUCAACCACUGCAACUAUGAGGCCCAGAAGAACAAGCAGAAGAACAUCCUCUACUUCGUGACGCCCAAGAUGGGCCCGUACUGCAAACUGAUGGAGGGAGACAAGGCCAAAAUGGAGAGCCUAAUCAGCAAGGUCAAGGAAAAGUUCGAAAACAAGGUACAAAUAGUGAACCUAAAAAUGGACGUAAAAAUGCCUCUGUUCGAGAUUUUCCUACAAGCUAACAUACACACGCAGAUAAAAAUAUUCCACGCAAGGGGGAGGACUUUACAGUACAGAUUGCCACCCCCCUUUUGGACCAAGUGUAAAAUACUAAAGGAGAACAAACUACUACAGGAAAAGUACGGAGGAGAGUGUGCCCCAGGAUUGUUUCCCCGUUACGAUGAGUAUAUUAUGAUGGAAAUGAUGACUGAGUGUGUCUUUAACGACAAGUACAACUACUAUGUGUAUGACGUGAACUUGGAGUGGGAGAACUUGUGUGCACUUACCCCGGAGAACAGGGAGCUGCGGAAGAUGGUUCACCAGAACGUCCACGUGCCUACUCGUUUGGCCGUUAUCAAGGCGUUUGAGGAGGGCAUCGCCGACUUCAGAGACGUCAUCCACGAGGAACACCUCAUUAUGCUCCGUGAGCAGCGGAAGAUGAAGGAGAACCGUCGUUACAAUUUUUAG
Plasmodium coatneyi is the source of this 1101-nucleotide messenger RNA. RefSeq lists its product as uncharacterized. The transcript is spliced from 4 exons. NCBI's taxonomy places the organism in Eukaryota, Apicomplexa, Aconoidasida, Haemosporida, Plasmodiidae. The record is from RefSeq and is a predicted model, not a curated record. Bases 1 to 1101 code for a protein of 366 amino acids.